AUGAGUUCUGAAGACAGAUGCUCCAAUUUGGAGCAGAACUAUUGUUCUCGAAGACACGAGCAUCAUGAGAAUAAUGAACCAAACGGGGCAAUGGCACAGCACAGUAUUUCUCAACCUACUCAUUUUCCGGCUCCAUAUCUAUAUUACCCUGGUGUGGGCCCAACAAUAUAUUCGGCCCUUUUUGUUUAUGUACCCGGCCAUCAGUUUCCGAGCGCUCAUGUGGAUCUUGGAGGACCAUCUGCUGCAUACAGAAUGAAUUCACUGGUUAACAGAAAUGGCGGUUUAUACAGCGCUGCAGUCAGCACUCACAGCUGGUGGUACCGAUCAGAGCCAAGCAUCAGUUCUUUCAAUGGAGGUGGAGGAGCUAUAGCUUGGAAUCAACCUGUUGCUACGGAUUAUAUGCACGGGAGCAACAUAGUAUUUUUCGGACCUCCUCAGGUGCCGGUGUACAUUCCCAUUCCUUAUAUCAGCAAUCCGCAUCACAAUCCCAUCGACACGCAACAUCUUGGUCUUAGAGGAAGAAACCAGCCGGGCCACAAUGAUGCUAUGUGUUGCCCGGGACCACCAUCACGCACUGCCCCGAGGUAUAGUUCUCCACAUGUUUCUGGGGAUGCAAGCUCGUCCUCAGGCAUUCAGAGGAGGGCACCGAGGGAUGAUUCUCCUCAGGUUUCUGCGAAUACACCCCCUGGCUUAGGCUCAGGAAUACUCGGGAAUGCACCAAGGAGUACGGGUCCUCCUACUUCUGUGAUACAGCAGCUUCGAGAAGCGGAGCCUGGGCACGAGACAAACUCGAGACAGAACCGAGAUUUCCACGCAAGAGUGUUGCUUGAUGAUGAAGUUUUGAUAAUAGAUUUCUCAGAUGAUGAGGAAACUGAAGACCAUGUCGAUGCUGAAACACAGAAUCAUGUAACCGUUGAUUCAAGGAUAACUGAAGACAUAAUAGAAUCAAUGAGAUCGAGUACCAGGUCGGCCGAUGAAACUAUUAUCGGACGGCUCGAGACAAUUGAGCAGCCAUCAACCUCUCUGAAGAAUCGCGAGGCAACUUCUUGCACCAUUUGUCUGGAUGUCUACGAGGAUCAGCAUGAGAUUCAGACUCUCAAUUGCGGGCAUGAGUACCACUCAGAUUGCAUAAAGAAGUGGCUCCGGGUGAAGAAGAAAUGUCCCAUUUGCAGAUCUGAAGCAUUGCCUCAAAAACCAAAAUGA
Punica granatum (pomegranate) is the source of this 1203-nucleotide messenger RNA. The record is from RefSeq and is a predicted model, not a curated record. NCBI's taxonomy places the organism in Eukaryota, Viridiplantae, Streptophyta, Magnoliopsida, Myrtales, Lythraceae.